This is a messenger RNA of Aedes albopictus (Asian tiger mosquito), 1692 nucleotides long. It is a transcript of the gene TfIIS, whose product is annotated as transcription elongation factor S-II. Gene Ontology annotation, biological process: DNA-templated transcription; transcription elongation by RNA polymerase II. The transcript is spliced from 2 exons. The record is from RefSeq and is a predicted model, not a curated record. Gene Ontology annotation, molecular function: zinc ion binding; nucleic acid binding. Lineage: Eukaryota; Metazoa; Arthropoda; Insecta; Diptera; Culicidae. Gene Ontology annotation, cellular component: nucleus. Bases 202 to 1113 code for a protein of 303 amino acids.
CAUCGGUAGACAGAACGGGAGAAAUAAACUCCGAAAAGUGCCGCCACCGCGGAACGGGAGCAUCGACUGACAACGGAGAACGAGAGAAGAGUCAGUAAAUUUUUCACUCGCACACAAAAAGGCGUCGGAAGGCUUGCAGAAGUUUGUUGCUAGCGCGUUUUGUAAUCGUAUUUUGGCCGGGAAAUCCUGCACGGAACCAGCAUGAAUGUCGAGGAGGAAGUGCUCAAGAUCCAGAAGAAGCUGGGAAAGAUGACCUCGUCCGAUGGAACGGGUCAAGAACAAGCGUUGGAUUUGCUCCGUGAGCUACAACGUUUGAAUGUCGACUUGGACAUUCUAACCAAGACGCGCAUCGGCAUGACCGUAAACGAACUGCGAAAGUGUAGCAAAGACGACGAAGUCAUUAGUUUGGCCAAGUCGCUCAUCAAGAGCUGGAAGCGCUUCCUAGCGGCUACUCCACCUACGAAGGAAUCAUCCAAGGAUUCGUCCAAAUCAUCGAGCAAGUCCUCGAGCAAAACCAACAGCAAAUCCGAUGGGAACAACAAGAAGGAAUCCGAAAAAGAAAAAGAGGUUAAGAAACCGACCCAGACAAGCUUUCCAGCUCCGCCGAAUAGUACAACCGAUGCCGUGCGCCUGAAAUGUCGCGAGAUGCUGACCAACGCCUUGCGUGUAGAUGGAGAACCCCCGGAAGGUUGCCAGACACCUGAGGAACUUGCAGAUGAGCUCGAAGAAGCCAUCUUCGUGGAGUUCAAAAACACCGACAUGAAGUAUAAGAACCGCGUCCGCUCGCGGGUAGCAAAUCUGAAGGAUCCCAAAAAUCCCAGCUUGCGAAGCAAUUUCAUUAGUGGAGCAAUUACCGCGCAGCGCCUUGCCAAAAUGACUCCCGAAGAGAUGGCCAGUGACGAAAUGAAAACCCUGCGUGAUCGUUUUGUUAAAGAAGCUAUCAACGACGCGCAACUGGCUACCAACCAGGGAACCAAAACCGAUCUCCUCAAGUGCGGCAAAUGCAAGAAACGUAACUGUACCUACAAUCAGCUGCAGACACGUAGCUCUGAUGAACCUAUGACAACGUUCGUUAUGUGCAACGAAUGCGGACAUCGCUGGAAGUUCUGUUAAUUUAUCGUGGAGUUUCAACAUGUUUCAUUAUAAUGGAUUCACCUUGAGCAACAGCACAUCACCUAGUAAUACAUCUGUUAGGUUUAUCCAUGGUUGGAGAUAAAGUGUUGCUUGGACUAUCCGAUCAAAAGAAAGAAUAAAUAAUUAUUAUUUCUUAACUCGUAGAAUUCAACUCAGUUUCAUUCCGGUUAGAAAACAAGUUUGAUAAAUUGAUUAAGUUGCAAAGUGUACCUUUAAAAUGUAUUAUUUGAACAUGAACAUGUUGCUUCGGCGCAAAUAUAGUGAAAGCAUUAUUUCAGAGAUUUGUGUUGUUAUAAGCAAUUCUAUCGCACCUAAGGAGCACCAACCAGUUUGUGGCGAUAGUUUUAAGCCCAAUAAUAGUAUUGGUAGUGACAUGAGAUUCGUUUGAAUUUAUUUUAUUUUAGUUAUUUAUAGCUUCCACAUUCCUAGUGUGUAAUAAAAAAAUACAAAUUGAACAAAUGCUUUUUCAUCAUCAUUCAACAUGUCUUAGAAGGUCUCUGUUUUCAAACUUUAUGGUCUAGUAAAUCCUAAAUUGUAAGUCAAGAAUCCAUGUAAACC